This is a messenger RNA of Penaeus monodon (black tiger shrimp), 1735 nucleotides long. Its product is annotated as basic helix-loop-helix transcription factor amos-like. The record is from RefSeq and is a predicted model, not a curated record. Gene Ontology annotation, molecular function: protein dimerization activity. The transcript has a single exon. Lineage: Eukaryota; Metazoa; Arthropoda; Malacostraca; Decapoda; Penaeidae. The coding region runs from base 496 to 1062 and encodes 188 amino acids.
AGCCAAGGCGCGAAUUGGAAUAAUCUCCCUGACGCUGAAAGGGGCAAGAUCAGCUGUGACCGCAAUCAGUGUUCGUCAUCACACAACCCGGGUGGUUCCGAGUUUCUCGAACUUGUCCUAAUUAAUGCAAAACAUGUUUUACUCCCUCGGCUAAUCCCCACCGCCCGCUGGCUUAAUCCUCCUGAAGUGAAAACAAUGCGUGCGGACACCCAGGCGCGGACACUAUCUACGGCGUGCGUUGGGAAGUUUGACAUUAUCUCCCACUCGCGUCGGCAUGCCCCCCACCCCCACCCCCACCCGCUGCUGAACAGUCGAUUCCUCCAGUUUUACCAAUUACCUGCCUACCUGCCGCUACUAGGGUAUAAAAGGUCUUACCGUCCCCGUGGAGGUUAGUUUGACUGGAGACUUGGGGUCUGGCAUGACCUGGCCUUGGAUUUAGAGUCGAAAGUUUAGUGGAAGAAUAUUGUUUCUAUCGGUUGCCUUUGAUUAUUCGUGAUGAUUGACAGGGCCGCGAAUUGUGCAGAACCCUAUCGUCCCUGGGUAGCGAGUGCCCGCCCUGCCUCGCGCCCAGCGUUAGUGACACCGUUCACUAUCGGGGCCCACUGGACGUCCCUAGAUGAGGGUACAGGCGAUCGCUCCCGAAGCCCCACACCAGCGACUCCAACACCAAGUUACGUCGUCCUCCACACACAAGAUACUAGCGUUGUUGAAAUGAAGACUUUAGGAAGCUAUGUUGACUCAGAGUACAAUAGCUACCAGAUGACCCCGUCGAAUAUUUCGAGACGGUCAGAAGCAGUGAACACAUGCCACCUUUCGAAGAAUGAAAGCUCUGACGUCCGGCCGUGGAGUGUAUCGCUGAAACCGCCCUCUUCGUCGGAGCUUCUACGGCGAAGACGCAGACAGGCGGCCAACGCUCGCGAGAGGAAGAGGAUGACGAGCCUCAAUGUGGCCUUCGACCGUCUUCGCGCGACAUUGCCACGGGCGUCGCAUCGCCUUUCCAAGCACGACACUCUCCAGAUGGCUCUCUCCUACAUCGCAGAGCUCUGCCACCUGCUGCACUGACAGUAUGCUGUCUAUUACUGUAUUCCUGACACUUCCAUUAUUUUACUGUUUCUUGCUUCACUAGCAUGAAUGGCCCAGAACUUCAUCAAAAAUUACUUGUAGCCGUAACAGAGCCACUUGUAAAUACCUAUUACAUCAACGUUCGGAAGGACAAUGAAUGUUUGCAAUCUGCUCCUACAUUACGGUAACUACAUUGCCAUUCUAAUGCCAGGGGUUAAGUUUCUGUACUAAUAUGCUUUCACCGAAAAAGCUGUAUUGACGUUUAAGGGCAGUGUUUAAAUGGAGUGUGCCAUUGGAAGUAAAUGUAUUUCCAUAUAUCUUUUAUAUCAAGUGAUGUGACAUUAGUUGACACUUUAUAUUGUAUAUAUUUUAGUGUUCAGUUUACUUUAAAAUCACAUCAUAUUAAUAAUACUGCCUAUAUUCUGUAGAACUGUAUAACAUUUACAGAUGAUUGCUGCAGUUUCAAAAGUGCUGUAACAUUUACCCAACGUGAAGUGAUAACUAAGAGACUCAUUCAAGGACUAAAAUAUGAAAUAACUAACUGCUCAUUUAUCUUUACUAUUACAUUUUGUCUACCAUGUUAAGUGCCUUUUUCUGAUAUAAUAUAAGAUUUCUUGUGUGUACUCUAAGUAUUAGACAAGCAUAUUGUUUUAUCUAGUCACAUUAAGUAAUU